Messenger RNA from Apis mellifera (honey bee), 1492 nucleotides. RefSeq names its product phosphatidate cytidylyltransferase, photoreceptor-specific (gene Cds). Gene Ontology annotation, cellular component: endoplasmic reticulum membrane. The transcript has 10 exons. Lineage: Eukaryota; Metazoa; Arthropoda; Insecta; Hymenoptera; Apidae. The coding region runs from base 1 to 1338 and encodes 445 amino acids. The record is from RefSeq and is a predicted model, not a curated record. Gene Ontology annotation, molecular function: phosphatidate cytidylyltransferase activity.
AUGUCGGAAAUUCGUAAAAGAACAAUUGGAAAUACAUCAGCAGAAACGCGGGAUGUCAGUGAUGAUCAGAAAGAAGAUGUAGAAUCUGAAGAUGAUGCAAAGUUGGAAGUUGAAGAAUUGACUAAAACUUUACCUCAAGGAACAGAUCAUACUCCGCAUAUUUUGGAUUCAAUUCUUUCAGGCUUAUCUGAUCGCUGGAAGAAUUGGGUAAUUAGAAGUAUUUUUACUCUGUUUAUGAUUGCUGGUUUUUGUGGUAUUAUUUAUAUUGGACCAUUAGCUUUGAUGGCCACAACAUUAAUUGUACAAGUAAAGUGUUUUCAAGAAAUCAUUAAUAUUGGAUAUGCAGUUUACAGAAUUCAUGGUUUACCAUGGUUCAGAUCUCUAUCAUGGUAUUUCUUGAUUACUUCCAAUUAUUUUUUUUAUGGAGAAAAUUUAAUGGAUUAUUUUGCUGUAGUAAUUAAUCGUACAGAAUAUCUACGUGUACUUGUUACAUAUCACCGUUUUAUUUCAUUUUGUCUGUACAUUGUUGGUUUUGUAUGGUUUGUAUUGUCACUUGUAAAAAAAUAUUAUAUGAAACAAUUUUCUCUAUUUGCUUGGACUCAUGUUGCUCUACUUAUUGUUGUGACACAAAGUUAUCUUAUAAUUAAAAAUAUUUUUGAAGGCUUGAUCUGGUUCAUUGUUCCAGUUAGUAUGAUAGUGAUAAAUGAUGUAAUGGCAUAUAUGUUUGGUUUCUUUUUUGGUAAAACACCUUUAAUUAAAUUAUCACCAAAAAAAACUUGGGAAGGUUUUAUAGGUGGUGGUAUUUCAACUGUUUUGCUUGGCUUAUUGAUUUCAUAUAUUAUGUGUCAGUAUCGUUACUUUGUUUGUCCUAUUGAAUAUAGUGAAACUUUGGGACGAAUGACUAUGGAUUGUGAACCAUCUAUUUUAUUUCAACCUCAAGAAUAUACUUUGCCUAAUAGUUUACAAGUUGUAUUUAAAAUGUUUAGCGGAAAAUCGACCAUAACUUUGUAUCCAUUUUUACUUCAUUCAUUAUCAAUGUCAGUAUUUAGUUCCGUAAUUGGACCUUUUGGAGGCUUCUUUGCUAGUGGUUUUAAGAGAGCAUUUAAAAUUAAGGAUUUUGGAGAUGUUAUUCCUGGUCAUGGAGGAAUAAUGGACAGAUUUGACUGUCAAUAUUUAAUGGCAACAUUUGUAAAUGUCUAUAUAUCUUCAUUUAUUCAAACUGCUUCACCUCAAAAACUUUUGCAACAGGUUUAUAGCUUAAAACCAGAACAACAAUUACAAUUGUUUCAAACAUUAAAGGAUUCACUAGAAAACAGAGGUUUGUUAAAUAUUUAUUGAUGUUCUAAUAUUAAUGAUGAUUAUUAAUAAUCAAUGGAAUUACUUUAAAAUAGCAGAAAGUGUUAGAAAUAUUAUUUCUAACAUUUAUUUGAAUGUGCAAUGUAUAUGUUUAUACAAUAGCAUUAACAAUAUUAAAUACAAUACAUAUAAACUA